Molecule: messenger RNA, 3027 nt
Organism: Styela clava
Lineage: Eukaryota; Metazoa; Chordata; Ascidiacea; Stolidobranchia; Styelidae
Source: RefSeq, a predicted model, not a curated record
UGAUAUAAAUCUUAUAUACAGUAUUUAUGUGGGAGUUAUGCGGUUGAUGAAUUAACAAGGAUUAUGCAUUAUUUUAUGAUAUUAUAUGCAGAUAUAGUCGUGGACAUUAUUCUUAUUACAUUACUCUAUCCAGUUCAGAUCUGUUGUUCUCUAUUUGUCUGAGUGUUGUUUGGUAUAGAGAAGCUGUAAAUUAUGUAAUAAGUAAAUUUUUAUAGUAAUUGUGUGAGUUUGCUUAUUCUGAAUGAACAUUAUUUUCAUGCUCAGAAUUAUGGAUGUUAUUGACAAGAGUUUGCUAUAGAUCAACUUCUAAUACCAUAGAUAUGUUGAAGUUGAAGUCAACUUACUUGUAGAAUUUCACUUUUUAUCAUAUCAUGCAGGAAGGGAGAUAGCUCAUUUUAUAUGGGAGUCGCAUCCGCCAGGAAUGAUUUUCAUUGAUAUGUUGAAAAAAUGACAAUACUGCAAUCAUCAAUUUUAAUUCUACUUUCAUCAUUCGUUUCUUUCCAAUUAUAUUCAAGAUAUAUCAGCAUCACCAUUGAUUUACCAGAUGAAGAAUAUGAUUUCAUAAUUGUUGGCGGAGGAACAACGGGCAAUGUUGUUGCAAGCCGUUUGAGUGGAGAGACUACAUUCAAAGUCCUGAUCCUUGAAGCUGGAUCUGAAGAUGGAUUUGAUCCUCGUUUGAAUAUUCCAAUAUUUUCUCCUUUUAACACAAGAUCGCAGAAUGAUUGGGGUUAUGAAUCUGAAAGUCAACCAGGAAUUUUCUACUUGAAAAAUAAUAAUGUGGAAUUAUUAACAAGAGGUAAAACACUGGGAGGCAGCAGUGCUGCCAAUUUUCAAUAUUACAUGAGAGGAAGUCCAUCAGAUUAUGAUUCCUGGGAGUCGGAAGGAAAUGUUGGAUGGGGAUUUGAAAGUGUUUUGAAGUAUUUUAUCAAAUCCGAAAGAUCGGAUCAUGUCUUUCCUGUUGAUAAAGAAUUUCAUGGCAUGGAUGGACCUCUGCAUAUAAAACAUCAUGAAAAAAUUCCACUGACCGAUGUAUUUCUCAAUGCAACAAAAGAAAUUGGUCUGAAACAUAUCUCUGAUCACAAUGGUAAAGAUAUUAUUGGUGCUGCACUAAUGCAAACUUCAGUGAAAAAUGGAAUUCGACAAAGUUCUUCAACAGCUUAUUUACGUCAUUUUGCUAAACAGAGGAAAGAUCGUCUUCACAUUGUAGCUGAUGCCCACGUUACAAAAAUUUUAAUCAAAGAGAGAAAAGAUGGAAUUAAAUCUGCUACAGGAGUUGAAUUUAUUAAGAAUGGAAAAACAAUUUCUGUGAAUGCUAAAAAAGAAGUAAUAUUGAGUGCGGGAGUUUAUGGAACACCUCAUAUUUUGAUGUUGUCUGGAAUAGGACCAGCUUAUCAUUUGCAAGAGCUUGGAAUCAAUGUUAUUAAAGAUCUUCAUGGAGUUGGUUCAAAUUAUCAGGAUCAUAUUGCUCGACCACUGUAUUUUUAUGCAAGGAACUUAUCAUUUGGUGACACUUCAGGAAAUGAAGAAAUCUUUUCAAGUAUUCCUGGAUGGAUAUGGAAAGGCACUGGACCAUUGGGAAAUAUAGGGGGUGCAUUGGCAAAUUUUAAAGUCAAAGAUACCAAAAGUGAUGUAGAUGAUACACCAGAUAUUCAAGCUAUUUUUAUUCCAAUAAAAUCGGAACCAUUCUUCUUUGAUUUGAUGAUUUCAAACUGGAACUACAAACAAGAUGUAUUCAAACAUGAAUAUGAAAGGGCAAAACAGGAAAGAAAUAAUGUUUUAUUUUCCUACAUGGUUGAAGCUAUCCUUCUUCAUCCAAAAAGUAGAGGUAAUGUCAGGUUGAAAUCUUCAAAUCCACUUGACAAACCAAGGAUCGAUCCGAAAGUAUUUUCACAUCCAGAUGAUUUAAUCACAUUGGCGGAAGGGGUGAAGUGGAUAUUGAACUUGACUUCAACUAAAGCAUUUGCUAAUGUAGAAGCAGAAUUUGUUCCAAUGCAUACAGAAUGUGAUGAUAAAAUACAUGGUUCAGACGAAUAUUAUAAAUGUAUUUCAACUGGUGAGGCCUCAUUAUUUCAUGGCUGUUGUACUGCUAAGAUGGGAAGCUUUGAUGACUCAGAUGCUGUUGUUGAUUCUCAAUUAAGAGUAUUUGGUGUCAAGCACUUAAGGAUAGCUGAUUCCUCUAUUAUGCCCCAUCAAAUAUCUGCGGGACCACAAGCAACAUGUUUUAUGAUUGGGGAGAAAGCUGCUGAAUUAAUCAAGGAAACACAUUUGAAAUAAUAGUAUCAUCUGCUGCUUCUAGAAUGCAACAUCAUUAUUAUUAUUAUCUGCUUUUUGGGGAGUGGAAAAUCAAAACUUGUUUUUGGGGAAAUAUAUUUGGUUGUUAUUUACUCAUAUUUAUAAUCUUUUGAAAGAAUUAUUCCAAGCAUCAUUAUUCAGUAUUUUUAUUCCACUGCCUGUACAUCAACAUUAACAACAAAUUAUAUGUCAAUAUAUAAUGUUCUUCAUAUAUACAGGCAUAUUUUAUAGUGCUUCUAGUUUUCAGCACAUGUGUUUAUGUUUUAAGUUUAUUUUUGGUAGAUUUGGAAUAAUCUGUCAGUAAAAAUUUUGUGUUGUUUUACAUUUCAUUACAUCUAAUAUCCAUACAGAAGCGUUUUGCCACUAGAAAAAAACAAGAGUCCCCCUUAUAAUGGUUUGUGGUGAAGGUACGCAUUGCGGUGUUUGCUUAUCACUUCUACAACACGAAUCUUUUCGCUUAUAGUUGAGGCAAUCAUGCUUAGAGUAAAAUUGUGUUGUUUUAUAUUUGCUGCAACAUUAGGGCAUCGAAUAUAGAGGAUACCAUGGUAUUGAUCCAUUGAUCGAUAAUUGCUUGUUGUUUUGACGCGAUGACAUGGAACCUCUGUUACAAUAUGCACACGUAUGACAUGGAACAUCUGUGUGCCUAAAACUAACAUAUGAAUUAAAAUAUUGUAGUAAUGAUUGAUAUUUAACUUGAUUAUUCUUGCCGAUAACAUGCUACCAUUGCUUUCUCAG